This is a messenger RNA of Osmia lignaria (orchard mason bee), 6595 nucleotides long. NCBI's taxonomy places the organism in Eukaryota, Metazoa, Arthropoda, Insecta, Hymenoptera, Megachilidae. The record is from RefSeq and is a predicted model, not a curated record.
AGGAGUCAGGAGCUUGAACGCUUGAAGCGUAGUUGGUGUCCGAUUUUUUCGUUCCUGUUCGUUCAUGUCAAUGGGAAAAAGUGGGAAAAAGUAUUUCGUUAUUUCCAUUAUAAUCUUUCGUGUCAUUGAACAAAUAUAUUUGAAUUUUACUCUCACUAUGUAAAUUCGUAAAAAUGACUGGUUUGUUUGCAUUUUGUGCAAUCUGUUUUGUUCUCUACUGUAAUUUUACUUGGGUAAUCCCGAGAUUUAUAGCGUGGUUAGUCAAAAGACGAUACAAGAUUUAUUUGCGAGUUGGUCAUAUCUCGUUACCGUAUUUUAUACUUCGAGACGUAAAUAUUUCAAAAAAUGGUUUUACGUUGCAAAUCGAAGAAAUCAGCAUACGCAGUAGUUUGUUUAGCAGCGAUGUUGCAAAAUUACUGGCAGUAAUCAUGAAAGAUGUGCGAGUUAACAAGGAUGUUCCAGUUAAAUCUGUACGAGUGGCAAAAAGACGGACAAAAUUAAUGGAUUUUCGAAACAAGAGAAUCCCACCUAUAAUCAUAACUUUUGUACAAUUUAUGGCUGUGCACGUAGAAAACUUGAGCCUUUUAAUUUUGGGUAACGGCUGGUUGGCAAACGGAAGCGCGGAAAGCGUCAGUUUCGAUGGUAGCGUCGUUCAUGGAGCUCGUACUCUUCUCGCGUCGGCUGCCGUUAUAGGUGGAGCUAUGAAAUUGUUACGGCACGCAUCGGACGCGUGUCUGUCACAGAUAUCCUUUGCCGGAACGGCCGAAGCUACUUUGAAAGCGCAAGGAGAACUUUCCGUAGAGAAAUUGUACAUCGGAAUAACGCAGACAGAGGGUUCUGGAGGAGCAGGUCUCGUUACCUUCUUCAAAGAUAGAAGUUCCUUAACCGCUACAACUCCGUAUUCGGAUGUACGCGUUGAUUCGUCGAACGAUUUAUUGGCUCGAUUGGCACCGGUUAUACCAAAGGAUUUCGCAUUGAAAAUAGGUAAUUCUUCUGUAAUCACGGGAGGAGAGGACGGAGUGGUAGUUGGUUUAGAAGGGGUAAUGAAGGGCCUUCAAGUUAGCACAAAGUUUCAACCAUCUGAUCCACAAUUAAAUCUUACGUUAAAUUUGGAUGGUCUGUCAGUUCGUAGUAAAUUUCCUGUCUUAACUUUACGAUCGUUAAUAAUAAACGCAAAGGUAGAAGAGAAUAUUUUACAAAUUGCUACGCAAGUCAAUAGUCUUUCCGUCAUUUAUGACCACAAAGACUGGGAGACGGUGUUAUGUAGCAGCGAUAACAAAGUUUCAACACCUGUGGCCAGUAUGACGUUGAAAAAGAAAUUACCGUGGUUGGAUAUAAGAGUGGACACUGAACUCUACGAUUCGUCGUUAUGCGUCAAGUUGUUGGACGUUCACGAAGCUUCGUGCGGAGUAGCUCAUAUGAAAUUUUCUAUAAACACGCUUACAGAGACCGACGACAGUUGGAACACAGAGUUGGUUGUGGAAUCACUGUAUUGUACUUUAAACGGUUCUAAUACUGUUACUUUGGAAACGUCUCAUCAGUGGGGGACACCUUUGUCCGUUGGAGUAUUAUUAGCUACAACGCGCACCAAUGCCAUAGGAAUUGCCGUUGACACUCUGGUAACCGAAUGGAGCUUGGAACUUGCCAGAUUUCUUCAAGAGGCUUACAAAUUUCACAGAUGUUGUCAAAGAUACAACAGCAAGAGAGCCGAAACAAUGAAGCAGGCUAGAGAUGAUUCGGACAAUGUUGCUCAAUUAAAUCUGAAAAUUACCAAUUGUAAUUUAUUCUUUAUCGCAGAAAAUAAUCUAUCCAUUAUGGUGCGUUUGGAUACUGCGAAUGUAGAACACAACACGAAGCGGCUGGUGGCCGUAACAGAGGGUGUAAGCGCAAUAACGUUGAAUAAGAAUGAACCAAUUAUUUGUCAACACGCUCAAGCGUUAGCACAUCCAUUUUUAGCUAUAAGAAAAUGUAAAGGUGCUGUCACUUCUGAAAUGAUAAAUAUUAGUUUGGACGGUACCAGUUUCGCUUGGAGUCCAAAUUUACACCUUCGUCUGCUGCAACUUUGGUUAGAGUCGGCAGACUUUCGAUCCAUUAUAGAUGAAGAUGCAUCGAAGAUCGGUAUUCAAGGUGAAAGAAUGGAAAAACAGAGACGAGUGAUAGACGUAUUGGCAACUAGCGGCAUCAGUCUGUCCAUAGACAUUUCUCCGAAACACUAUUUGGAACUUUCGUCGGAUCAGUUGCGUUGGUCCCAAGGAGAAUGGAAGUUGAAUUAUGUACGAGUCGCGUUGGAUAUGGCUGACAUAAUUAUGAUAGAAGGUUUCGAAUUAGUUCGAGUGUUUGAUAACAGAGAAGUGCGACUCGAAAGGCAAAGUAACGAAGGUUUCGUCUUGGAUUGGAACAACCAGACUUGGAUGCUUAAUAUCGAAUCGAUAAAAGCUUGUUUCCCGUACGAGCAUCAGUUCACGGACGCGAUUCAAAACGAGCUGUUUAGUAUAAAGAAAUGGCUGAAGGAAAUUCAUUCAGGCUCGAGCGGCAAAAAAGAGAGGAGGCCGUUACCUUGCGAUUUGGUGAUAAAGAUCAAAGAGUGGGUAUUUGAGGUGAGCGACGAUCCGUUCGAAGUACGCUUGCGGGAUAAUUACGAACUGUUGGAAGACGAGUACAAGGAGAGCUUGAAACGACAAGCGAUGCUCGAUGCAAAAGUACAAGAACUUUGUCGAGCUCAUUUGUUACUUCCUCAGGGCAAAGUCGAGGAAUUGUACGAUAGUUUGAACAAGAAAAACGCUGAAAUUUAUGUACAAAGGUGGAAGCAAAUGCAACGCGCCGGUCCCGCGAGAACGCGGUUGUUCGCCUGGUCUAUGUUGGACAUUGAGAUAUUAGCGUUGGCUGAUCCGUCGAUCGAUGGUACGGAAAACGCGACGAAGGCUCUUCGAGAAAUGGACGCGGAAACUCCCUGGCCCGAGGAUGGUCUCGAAUUCAAUACGCUCUGGGUCAGAGGGAUUAGCUUAAAGUGCGCCGAAUGGAAGCUACAAUUACGAGAUUUUCCGCAACCGUUGCUUUUGGUGGAAAGUUUAAGCGUAUGGGGUAGAUUGGCCGGCGCGGAGGCUUUAGCACCACCGAGAGCCAGGCGAACGGUGAGAAUCGAAAUCGGCGCACCUUGGGAGGAUAUCGUCGUGGAAAGGGGCAUGACCUCGUUAAAGUACUAUCACGAUCUAAAUUGGGACAUUGACAAGUUCAGGUACGCGUUCGGUCCGUGUUGGGAGCCGGUAAUAGCCCAAUGCAAUCUCAGUUUCGAGAAGAUAAUACAUCCGUCGAGAGAUCCGAGUCCUUCGUUGCCGUUCUGGGACAAGAUGCGGCUAGCUCUUCACGGAAGGUUAACGCUUUGCGUGAAGCAACUUACGGUUCUGUUGCACGGUUCCCUCGAUCCGUACAAUACCACCGAGGAGAUGGAACUGACCUGGACCGAAUUGGAGCUCGAUUGGACGCAGGGAAGAAUCGUGGUGAAAGGAGAUUUGGACGUUUACGUUCGUACGGCCAGCAAAUACGACGACUGUAGGUUACUGCAUUUACCAAACGUACGUUUCAGUAUUAAAUUAGCCUGGGUUUGUUUGGGCGAUCCGAGAGACCAUCAUGCCGCUAUACCUUGUGCCCCGGAUCGAUUGCCGGAAUAUUCGAGUAAUCAGGAGCACGAUUCGUUCAGAGCGUUUCGUUCGCAGAAUCUAAACGUUAGCCUGUCGCUCGAGACGAAACCGACCGAAUCACCGGCGUUGGCGAGCGCUCCGACCGCGUUACUCUACGGUAGUACCCUCAGAUGGUUUGAAAAUUUAAAAUUCAUUCUAUCCGGAGCGACCAGACCGACCAGAAAAGGGCCGCUCUUCAAAAACAUUCGACCUCGAAGGAAACAAUUGAGCAGACACUACAGAAAAGUACGAUUAACUUUGGCCUUUCAUCGGUUUCACGUCAGUUAUUGGAUGUCGUUCGCGAUGCAACGCGGAUUCGAGGUAACCGGCGGACGAGUGGCCUGCAGCAGCGAGCACAAUUUGUCCCUGCAUCCGAUCGACGAGGACGGUUUGAUACAUCGGCCGAGAGCGGAAUGGUCGGUGGUGUACAUGAAUUGCGAGCUCAGCGACGCGGAGAUCUGGCUGAAAAGCGCGCUCCACGAGGACAAGGAGAGCGCUUCGUUGCGGCAACCGGUUGAAAAGUGUUACUGUUUAAGCGUUGCACGCGUUAGUUACGGUAGGGAGGCGGCAAUGGUAGCGGGUGUAAGCGGAGGAGAUACUCCUACCCAUAGGCUGGUCGUGCACGACUUGAAAGGUGCCUGGACGAAAACGAACAGAGACGUCGCGUUUGCCCUCUUCGAUUCUUUCAUAAAGACUCAACAGCUUAAGAAGAAUCUGUCGACCGCCGCGCUGAAAGGGUUUCACAGGGAAAGGGAAACGACCAGUUCAUCGUCGUCAUCGUCAUCGACAUCGCACAAGAAUCAUCGAACUCGAUCGGUCGAGGUACAAAACGCAACUACGCAAAUCAACUCGAGCUCCGCGACGAAACCGCAGCAAGGAGAGGCUGUCGGGAUGCUGCAGAGAUUGAUUGCCGAGGCCGCGAAUAAACCGGUUGCCUUUAGCGACGAUUUAUCGGUACAAACGAGAGGCCAACAACUCCGUGGAUUGGCAGCUUGUCAUCAAGAUGACGUGUUGCACAAAAAUUGGCUAAUCGCUUUGGUAAACAGUCAGGUGUUGCUGAAAGGUAUCGAGACACGAGGCUACGUGAUUUUAUCGGCCGCUAAAGCCGAAAUAUUACAAAGGAUUCAUCAACCUGUAUGGAAGGAGAGAACUUUAGUGUCAAAGACAACGUGGGUAGGCUCGUUGGAGUGUAUGCAGUAUUACGCGACCGUUAGCGCCAACAUCGACGAGAAUAUCGACGAUAAUAUUAUGUGGUUGACUUUGGAUAAUAUACAAGAGAAAGAUUCGACGCAGGUAAUAGCCGGUUUACCGGAUGUACCGGCGCUAGUUGGUUCCGGUCAGAGCGUCGGCGGUGUGGUAAGUCAGACGGUCGGAGGUGGUGGCGGGCCUCAACAUCAGCUGCAACGAAUCGUUUCGAGAUGCAAAUGCGAGUUCUUUUACGUUGGUUACGGCCAAGCGUUGGACGUUGGCUCGAUCGAUCAAGUUCCUCCACCGCCGAGAGAAGAAGUAAGCCCGUGGGAGAGGAAAGAUCUCUCGGCGGCUGACGCGUUCACCUUGAUGCAUCACGAUUUGGAUGUGUGCACCAAUUCGUUGCAAUACGCUAUGAUUCUCGAUAUCGUGAACAAUUUGUUAUUGUACGUGGAACCGAGACGGAAGGAAGCAUCGGAGCGAUUACAGCGAAUGAGAUUUCAAUUGCAGUUGCAUUCGGUCGAGGAUCAAAAACGUCCGAUUCAACAAUUACAAAACACCGUGCGCGGUUUGGUAGCGAAACUAAGGAGGCUGGAACGCGAGACGUACUUGGUGCAAAAGGCUCUUGCCGAGGAGUCCAGUCCCGAGUUGUUGACAGAAAUGGAGCGACUCGAAGCAAGAGUUUUCGAAUGUAAAGAACAGCUUGGCGCGAAAGCUGAAGAACUAGAUGUGAUGUUAAGCUGUUACAAGGAAACAACUGCUCCGGCCACAGCUUCCACCACGUUGAAAGAUAAACCGGCAGCAGUCGCUAGAGUCGCUGAAAUUUGCUUCAAACACGCUCAGUGGAGGUUGACCGAUGCAGACGGUCAAUUGGGUAUCGCCGAUCUAAUCUUAACUAAUUUCUUGUAUACCAAAACCAGCAAAACCGACGACUCGGUCGAACAUCUUCUCGAAUUAGGAUACGUUAGAAUGACUAAUUUAUUACCGAAUCAAAUCUAUACGGAGGUACUGACACCAACGGAAUUACAAAGCAACAUGCCCGUUGACAGGCAGAGAGCUCUUCGAGUUUUCUGCAGGGAGAAGGCACCGGUUGCUGGAAUAUCGGUGAAAGAACAUUUUGAAAUUAACGUGGUUCCUUUAACGAUUGGAUUAACGAAAAAAUUUUUCAAUACGAUGCUGAAAUUCUGUUUUCCCGAGAGAGAUCCGGAAGGAAUAGAGGAACCACCCGCGCCGCAACGGGAUUCCUCUUUCUACGUACCGAUCGAAAGAAGAGACGACGUAGAAAAAAUGAAAGAAAGGGCAGAUAAAAAUAAACUAUUUAUAUAUAUUAAAAUACCCGAAGUACCCGUUCGUGUUUCUUACAAGGGAAAUAAGGAGAAAAAUUUGGAAGACGUUCGUGAUUUUGCUCUGGUAAUACCUACCUUGGAGUAUCAUAACGUCACUUGGACGUGGCUUGAUCUUCUUUUAGCGAUGAAAAGUGAUUCUAGACGCGUAAUAUUGAGUCAAGCUAUUAAGCAAAAGCUACAGAUCAAGCCAAGAGGUCCGCAAGAAGAAUCCGCUCCGCAAGAAGAAGAUAAAGCUCGACUUUUAUUGGGUGCAAGACAUUUACCAGGUGAUGCCAGAAAAAAAGGUGUCUUUAAAUUUAAAUAGCCUCUGCUGUUUCUCUACCUUGAUAUAUUUUUCAUUUACACAAAAAAUCAGUAUUCUAAUAAAAUAUUUAAUACAAAAGA